Molecule: messenger RNA, 432 nt
Organism: Acanthamoeba castellanii str. Neff
Lineage: Eukaryota; Discosea; Longamoebia; Acanthamoebidae
Product: basic calponin isoform 4, putative
Exons: 5
Coding region: 1-432 (143 amino acids)
Molecular function (GO): protein binding
Source: RefSeq, a predicted model, not a curated record
AUGGCCUCUCGCGUUCCCGUUGGUGACUCCGCCGCCGCCCAGCAGACUGGCGCUUUCCACGGCCCCUCGUAUGGCCUCGACGCCGAGCUGAAGGACAAGAUGGACUCCAAGUACGACGUGGCUCAGGAGCAGAGCAUCAGGGAGUGGAUGGCCAGCAAGGGCGUGCCCGUCGAGGGUGACUUCCACGCUGCGCUCAAGAACGGCAUCAAGCUCUGCGAGCUGGCCAACGCGCUCCACGCCGGCUCGGUGGCGAGGAUUCAGAAGGCCGCGGCGCCCUUCGUGCAGAUGGAGAACAUCGCCAACUUCCUCAAGGCCGCCGAGCACCUGGGCGUCCGCAAGAACGAGCUCUUCCAGACCGUCGAUCUCUUCGAAGCCAAGAACAUGUCGGCCGUGCUCGUCACCCUGGGCGCGCUCAAGAGGUCCAAGCCCUAA